AUUGCUCCCAUGGGUACAAACCUGACUGAAAAACAGAACGUUCCCAGAUCCAGGCAGCAUCAUCACAAGAGUUUUACCAGGUGAUAUUUAUUAAUAAAUGGAAACAGAAGUGGAAUUCGUAGACAUAUGAAAAGGUGCUCUGAUCUAACUCAUGAUGUUUCAAGAACCUACGUUCUCUGUGAGAGUGUAAUCGAGCGUCCAGUACCAGAGAAGGUUGUCUGCUGUCUGCGCAUCAUCGUCAUACCCUGUGAUGUAUGUGCAAUUCUGAUUAAGAGCCUUUGGCGCAUGCUUGGUCACCUUGAAGUCAUCGAAACCAACAAGACUCUUUUAUUUCUCCACACUGACAACCUCCUGAAUCUCAAAGCAGCCUUCCUUCCUAUAAACGUUGAGAAAGUCUCUUUUAUCCUGAUCCUGGAGAGCUGCUGGAGGCCUUGCUCUGAAAGUCAUGGCUGCCGCAGUCCAACAGACUGAGCUGGUAUUUGAAUUUGCUAGCAACGGAAUGGAUGAUGCACACCAGCUUGAAGACCCUUUGUCAUUCCCUGCUGUGAUCGUAGAACAAGUGCCAAACACGGAUUUGUUCUAUUCGAGCCUGGAUUGUGAUGAGGUUUCCACCAGAAUGAUGGAUGAUACGACUUUGGAUGUUGUCGAAGAACAAAUAAUAGAGGACAACAUUGGUCUUUCAGUGGAAGCUUCCUGUCAGGAUGAAGAUGAAACAAUGGAGACUAUAGAGGCUGCUGAAGCACUGCUUAACAUGGAAUCUCCAAAUGCGAUCUUGGAUGAAAAAAGAAUGUUUCAUGGAUUUGCGCAUUCCCUGGAUGGAGAAAUUACUGGGACUGUUCCUGACAUGUCUGUCACAUCAGAUAAGAGAGCAGAGGUAAUCAACAGGUCUUCAGCUCUUGUGGCACAUGAUGAAGAUGAUUCUGCGGAGGACUCACCCAAAAAGAAUGCACUUAAACAAAGGAAAAAGAAAGGUCGUAAGAUGAAACCGACUCGACCGUCUUCACCUGUCACAGCGCCACACCUUCCAAUUAAGAAGAAAAAUAAGGAUGGAAAAGGCAACACAAUUUAUCUCUGGGAGUUCCUGCUGGCUCUCCUUCAAGACAAGAACACUUGUCCAAAGUACAUUAAGUGGACUCAGAGGGAGAAGGGAAUUUUUAAACUAGUGGACUCGAAGGCUGUAUCCAAAUUGUGGGGCAAACACAAAAACAAACCUGAUAUGAACUAUGAAACAAUGGGCAGAGCUCUUAGGUAUUACUACCAACGAGGGAUCUUGGCAAAAGUGGAAGGUCAGCGGCUGGUGUAUCAGUUCAAAGAGAUGCCAAAGGAUCUGGUGGUCAUAGAUGAUGACUCAGCUGAGCACUCUACCUCGAAUUUGGUGACCUUGCCCAGUUACGCAGCUACAUCGCCGAUAAAAAGCAGAAGUGCCACUGUUGGUGUCUCUCAGCUACAAAAUACAAACAAAAUGACAGCAGUGCCACAGAGCGUCCUGGUGCAGCACAUCAAACAGGAAAACACUUCCUUACUGACUCAGCAAAGCCAGAAGGCAGCAGUACAGCACGGUCCAUUUUUACAAACCAUCCAAGGGCUCCAGAGCAAUCAAGUUCUUCAGCACGGAUCCCCGGAAGUUUCAAAGGGUGCUUUAACCAUAGCAUCAUCUGGACACCCAAUGAGCAGGACAAUAAGUGUCCCAGCUCAGGUUCCUAUGGUGAUGACGCCUGGUGCACAUGCAGUCGGUACUCUAAUGUUGCAAACCAUACCCCUCACCACAGUGCUGUCUGGAACAGACACAUUGAACAACUCUCCUUCCAAAGUUAUUUUACGUGCCAUUCCGUGUUCGGAAGGCUCAAAGGAAACAAUCACUAUUCAGGCCACCUUGUCUCCUACAGGUGUAGAUGGUUCUGGCUUAUCCGAGAUCCAGCAAGCCCAAGUAAUUGCGACCAGUCUUUCGUUAACUGAUGGUGGAUUUCAGCCAGUGGUAAACAAUUGUGUACAGCCUUCGUCUGAUACCGUCACGCAGCUAGUGACCAUCAAUAGCAACAGUCAGCCAAUGGUUGCCCACCGUCCAGGCAGCGUAAUUGCCACAGUUCUUAAACCACCGGAACCCAUUCUGGACACUCCCGAAUUCCAGGCUUCAAACACAAGUGCAGAUGCCACCAGCCCUAGUGUCAAAAUGGCAGAAUUGGAGAAGGAGCUUGGACCUACUUCAGAUGACGAGCCUAACUACCAGCAUCUCCAAACUGUGAUGCUGAGCAGUACGAAUGGUAUUGCGACAUCUGUCAUAAAGGUUGAAGGAAUGGACAAAGACUUUGAAAGUGCUAUGGAAGAUUCUGAGAACCUCAACUGUUCAUUGUCUCACAGUCCAAACUGUGCUCUCACCCCCGUAGUGAAACUAGAAGCCAAUGAAGAUUGUUCGGUGCUGAAUCUACCACAAGACCAUAGACAUGAUCAGGAUAAAACUCUUGUGGAUACCAACCUUCAUGACACCAUGCCAUUUCUGAAACUGGAAAAUGCCCAAAUGUUUUCACAUGCAGCAAGUAUGCUUAACUAUCCCAGUAACAUGGCUCCCAGUUCAAGUGCCAUAUCCACUUCUGUAGUCGUUAAAACAGAGCCAAAAAAUUUGUAAUUACUGUAGAAUACAAUAUCUUUGUAUCUUUCACAUAUGUUGGAUCCUUGUUUGUCCUAUUAUAAUCAUUUUGGCAGAUUGUAAAUAAGCAGUUAGUGAUUUAUAAUCUAGGUCAGAAUAUUUAAUACUGUAUCUAGGCUACCAGUCAAUUACAAUUUGCAAUAAUGUCAUUUUAAAUCCAUGUAUCAACAUCUGUAAAAUAAUCAAGGGACAUCCAUGCUGCAAUAAUUUUGUCAAAUUUUGAUGAAAAAUCAAAAUUUCACACUCUGCUUCUUCUGAAGCCCACUUUUCCUGCUGCCUUUUGUUGUACUAGAAAUAAUUAAGAUUGGUCUUGAGCUAAAUCUAUUUUUACCCAAGUGCCACAAAGGUGAAUCCUGGGGUAAAAGUUGUAAAUGUUAAGUUGAACUGCUGAAAUGCAAAGGCAGGUUUUCUUCAAACCUGACUAGCAUUGGAACUGGUAACUAGUGGACCAUUGCACUGGCAGGUCAUUGGUUGGGUUGUUGCAUCCUGCUUGGACUUCAGAGGUAUCCCAAAUUCAAGUUAAUUGGACUGAGAGUUGAGAUUGCACUUGGUGUGUUAAGGCGAAUGCAGUUCAGUUUCAUUCUGUUUGCUUUGAUACAGAUUUCAAUCAUUGGAGAUGUGCCCAGAAUUGAAUGAGCCAUAAAUCCCAAAUAUUUUCCUAUAGUCUUCUAUUUGGUGUGAUGAGUCAGUGGUACUUUAUUCCUAUUUGUGAGCUUUUUUGCCCCAAAUUCCCCUGACCCUGGAUAAGUAGCAUUCAAAUCCAACUUCAAAAGCAUAAUCUGGGCUAGUCCUCAAUACGACUAAACCUUUUAGACAAUAUAUCCUAUUUAUAUUUUGUACCUUUGCUGAAAACCUAUUUAAGGAACUUUUAGAUUUCUUGCCAGCAAUUUGAUGUAAACCAGAUUUAGAAAAUAAUAUUGAAUGUAAUUUUAGGUCACCAUAAACAUGGUGCUAACAAACCACAAGAUGAAAAUUUUAUAUCUGAAUUGUUAAUGCCUUGUAGGUUCAUUGCAGAAUGAUAUAUUUUUCAUAUAUGUAAUAUGAAGAAAAUUCUUCAGGAAAAAUGUGAACUGGGAUAUUUUAUAAAUGGUGGGAUUAUUUUCCAAGCAAAAAUAUUGUAAAUAUUUAUCUUUGAUAUUACAAAAAAGUCUACAGUUGCUGAGGUGUAUUAUUUCCUCUUGUGCUCUGCUUUUUUUUUGACAAAAUUCUUAUUGUGUUGUAAGUGGGGAUUUGCUUUAGUUUAUUUUCAUUCAGGCCAAUGUGGAUAUUGCAGACUCUUCAAGAAAAAUGUCAUGUGGUAGUGAGAUUUCUUUAAAAGAAAUAAAAACCUUUUUAUUUUACAAAUUA
Messenger RNA from Rhincodon typus (whale shark), 3991 nucleotides. It is a transcript of the gene elf1, whose product is annotated as E74-like ETS transcription factor 1. The record is from RefSeq and is a predicted model, not a curated record. Gene Ontology annotation, cellular component: nucleus. NCBI's taxonomy places the organism in Eukaryota, Metazoa, Chordata, Chondrichthyes, Orectolobiformes, Rhincodontidae. Bases 446 to 2623 code for a protein of 725 amino acids. Gene Ontology annotation, biological process: cell differentiation; regulation of transcription by RNA polymerase II. The transcript has 10 exons. Gene Ontology annotation, molecular function: DNA-binding transcription factor activity, RNA polymerase II-specific; sequence-specific DNA binding.